This is a messenger RNA of Physella acuta, 1542 nucleotides long. RefSeq lists its product as uncharacterized. Lineage: Eukaryota; Metazoa; Mollusca; Gastropoda; Physidae. Gene Ontology annotation, molecular function: protein binding. The record is from RefSeq and is a predicted model, not a curated record.
AUGUGUAAGUUGUUGGUGAAAUCCACCCAGCUUUACGCUACUCCAGUGACUGAAGCAGAGACCAAAACAUUGGAAAAUAAACAUUUGAAAACUGAAGCAGCUGAACCAAUUCUGAAAACACCAAACUCUGUUGAAUUUAAUUCUGAAAUAACUAGCCGGCUGGAGCAAAUUGAGUUAACUCUGACUUCUCUUCAAGACACCAAACAAAAGACUGAAGAUGACAUAUCAGAAUUAAAACAAUGGAGAGACAACUUUGUAACAGAACAAAAUGAUAUGGUGGUAAAAGUGGAUCAAUUAUCAAAGAAACAAAAACAGAAUUUUAAGAAUAUGAGAAAACAACUAAAAGACUAUGAUGAUAAUCAAAAGAAGUCAAAUUUAGAAAUUGAAUAUUUACUAGAAAAAGAAUCCUUCUUGAGCAAAACACUAGAAAACUUAUCUAUAGAUAUAAAAGAAAAUGAAAGCAACUUCAACAAAUUGAAUAAAGAGAUGCAGCUACAGACUGAUAAAACAAGUGUGCUUAUACAAGAAAUAAAAAGUCAGACUAAUUCAAUGUCUGAUUUACAAGAAGAACAAAAGAAAAGAGCAAUGCAAACAGCCAAUCAAAUUAUGACUAUUACCUCAGCACUGGAUGUAAUAGAACAUAAAUUACUGGAGAUAUCACUAAAUAAUCAAAUAAAGUCGCAACCACAGGUUAAACCUUCUCCUAUCGGAUUUGUAGCAUCGCUUGGCAGGAUACAAUUUGGUCAAACACAUUUUCAGCAUAUAGAACGUAACGAAGGAAACCAUUUUUAUCCAAACACUGGAGAGUUUAUCGCCCCUGUUGAUGGCCUGUAUAAAGCAAGUCUUACAAUAAAACAAACAGGAGAUGGUACUGUAAGGGCUGGUGUUGGGCACAGAUCUGGGCGUGUGGUAUCAUGGCUCGGUGAUGUUUGUACACAAGAUAAAUCUGUAGAAACUUCAAGGACAUUUGAGUUUCAUAUGAAAACUGGAGAUGUUUUAUUUAUUCAAAAUCUUAAAUGGCCUACAAUUAAGUGUACACAUUUUUCUUGUUUUCUCGUAGAUAUAUAAAUGAACUAGACAUAGUUACCAGUUACAUGUGAAUUAUAGGCAGAUAUUUUUAAAUGUUAUACUCUUUUAAGAAAAAUAUUUUACAAAAUAGUUAUUGGUAAAAAAUAAUGUACUUUACUACACGUUGAGCGAUACACAUUAUUAAUCAACGCAACACCAUAAUUAUUGCCCAAUCAGAUUUUUAUAAAAUUGCAAGAUAUGGGAAGGGGAUCUUAGUGAAGAUGAUGUCAUUAGUAUUGUGUAUAGUUUUCGACAUUUGAUUUUUCAUUAGAUUUUUCACCCUGCAAUCAAUGAGGUCAUUAGCGGUGUGUACUUUCCGUAGUUUAAACUUUUUAUUAGAACAUUGUUUCUUAAAGAUAUUUUUCUAUUUGUUUCAUAUGACGUCAUUAUUUUUGCCAGAGAUAGUUUUUGUGCUACUGAUAUGUUCACUAGAGCUUUCUUAUCACAAACAUAAACACUUCUCCGGUUGCAUAA